Messenger RNA from Zea mays, 1727 nucleotides. RefSeq lists its product as uncharacterized. NCBI's taxonomy places the organism in Eukaryota, Viridiplantae, Streptophyta, Magnoliopsida, Poales, Poaceae. The record is from RefSeq and is marked validated. The coding region runs from base 757 to 1647 and encodes 296 amino acids. Gene Ontology annotation, molecular function: UDP-glucosyltransferase activity. The transcript has a single exon.
AGUACAAUAGAAAACUGCAAAUAUAAGUCUCUCCAGUCAUCAUGCAUCCUACAAAUACACGACCAUCUUCCGCCAAAAGUUUCAAAUCUCUUGCUACUCCGCUUUCUAGCUAUACCCUUCCUUAUAAAAUAUGCAAGAGUGCAGCUGCGCAGCCGCCGUCGCGCAGCCAGCCAUGGCCAUCAAAGAUGAGCCGCAGCCGCUGCACAUCCUCUUCUUCCCGUUCCUCGCGCCGGGGCACCUCAUCCCGAUCGCCGACAUGGCCGCGCUCUUCGCUGCCCGAGGCGUCAGGUGCACCAUCCUCACCACACCGGUGAACGCCCAACUCAUCCGCUCGGCGGUAGACCGCGCCAACGACGCCUCCCGCGGAACCGAGGGCGCCCUGGCCAUCGACAUCGCGGUCGUGCCUUUCCCCGACGUCGGCCUGCCCCCCGGCGUCGAGUGCGCCCCGGCGCUUAAUACCAUGGACGACCGCGAAAAGUUCUUCCACGGGGCCCAGUUACUCCGCGAGCCGUUCGACCGGUUCUUGGCGGAGAACCGCCCGGACGCCGCCGUGACCGACAGCUUCUUCGACUGGUCCGCCGACGCCGCCGCGGAGCACGGCGUCCCGCGGAUAGCGUUCCUCGGCAGCAGCUUGUUCUCGCGGGCCUGCAGCGAGUCUACGCUGCGCAACAACCCCGUGGAGGCCGCCCCCGACGACCGGACGCGCUCGUGCUGCUUCCGGGGCUGCCGCGCCGCGUCGAGCUGAGGCGCAGCCAGAUGAUGGAGCCCAAGAAGCGGCCGGAGCGCUGGGCCUUCUUCCAGCGCAUGAACGCUGCGGACCAGAGGAGCUACGGCGAGGUGUUCAACAGCUUCCACGAGCUGGAGCCGGACUUCAUGGAGCACUACACCACGACGCUGGGGCGCCGCGCAUGGCUCGUCGGGCCGGUGGCGCUCGCCAGCAAGGACGUGGCGACGAGGGGCGCCAACAACGGGCUCUCGCGGGACGCGGGCGCCUGCCAGCAGUGGCUGGACGCGAAACCAGAGGGCUCGGUGGUGUACGUGUCCUUCGGCACGCUGACCCAUUUCUCGCCGCCCGAGAUGCGCGAGCUCGCGCGCGGCCUCGACCUGUCCGGCAAGAACUUCGUCUGGGUCGUCGGCGGCGCGGACACCGAGGAGUCGGAAUGGAUGCCCGAUGGGUUCGCGGAGCUGGUGGCGCGCGGCGACCGCGGCUUUAUCAUCCGGGGCUGGGCGCCGCAGAUGCUCAUCUUGACCCACCCGGCGGUGGGCGGGUUCGUCACGCACUGCGGGUGGAACUCCACGCUGGAGGCCGUGAGCGCCGGCGUGCCUAUGGUGACGUGGCCGCGGUACGCCGACCAGUUCUACAACGAGAAGCUGGUAGUGGAGCUGCUCAAGGUCGGUGUCGCCGUGGGAUCCACGGACUACGCGUCCAUGCUGGAGACCCGGCGCGCCGUGAUUGGUGGUGAGGUGAUCGCGAAGGCCAUCGGGAGAGUGAUGGGCGACGGUGAGGACGCGGAGGCAAUACGGGAGAUGGCCAAGGAGCUCGGGGAGAAGGCCAGGCGCGCGGUGGCCAACGGUGGGUCAUCUUACGAUGAUGUCGGACGCUUAGUGGACGAGCUGAUGGCUCGUAGGAGAUCCGUCAAAGUCUGAUUGCAGCAUGUUCGUCUUCGUGUGCACAAUAUUAAUCUGGAACUCGUAUACAUAAAUUUAAUCUCGAUUUUUGUUCAACA